Messenger RNA from Acytostelium subglobosum LB1, 1893 nucleotides. RefSeq lists its product as hypothetical. Gene Ontology annotation, cellular component: membrane. The transcript is spliced from 6 exons. NCBI's taxonomy places the organism in Eukaryota, Evosea, Eumycetozoa, Acytosteliales, Acytosteliaceae. The record is from RefSeq and is a predicted model, not a curated record. Gene Ontology annotation, biological process: protein localization to membrane. The coding region runs from base 1 to 1893 and encodes 630 amino acids.
AUGAUUAUAUCAACACAACUGGCGACAAAGUUGUUGGUCGCUUUGAUGUUGAUAAGCGCAGUGGCAAAUGUCGAUGCUUAUUUGCCUGGAAUGUUCUCAAAGGAUUAUAAGAAAGACGAUGAGGUGUUGCUAAAGGUCAACAAGAUCACCUCUGUUCACACUCAACUCCCAUUCACCUAUUACAAACUGCCAGUGUGCAGACCCGCCAAGAUCCAAGACGAGUCUGAGAACCUCGGUGAGAUUCUCCUUGGAGACAGAAUCGAAAGUUCACUCUAUGAAAUAUCAUUCUUGAAUGAAGUCAAUUGCAAGGUACUGAACUCGAUUGAGGGUGCCGUAUGCACUGAUGAUUUGGAUCAAGGACAAUUGAAGGAUUUGAGCGAUAAGAUUCAGAAUGAAUACAAGGUACAUUGGAUCCUCGAUGGUCUUCCAGUUAGAUUGUCCGGUGGUUCACCUCAUGAGCCAGGUUUCCCAUUGGGUUACAUUGGUACUGUUGAUGAGGAACUUGGAAAGAACUAUGUAUACAAUCAUGCCAACAUUACUAUCCUUUAUCACAAGAAUGGAGAGGAUGAAUUUAGAGUGGUCGGAUUCGAAGUGACACCAAUCAGUAUUGCUUACAACCCAGAUACUUACCGUAAGGACCAGUCCGAAUGUCCUGAAGUUAGGUCCGCCGCAUAUGGCCAGACUGUGACCUCGGCCAAGGAGACAAUCUAUUGGACAUACAGUGUGACGUUCAAGCAGAGCGAUGUCCGUUGGGAGAAGCGUUGGGACUCGCUGCUCAGCACCGACGUGCAGUCACGUCGCUUCCACUGGUUCUCCAUCCUCAACUCGCUGAUCAUCGUCUUCUUCUUGACGAUCAUGGUCGGAAUGAUCUUGAUGAGAACGCUCAAGGCCGACUUUAGACGUUACAACACCAUCGACGCCUCUGAGGAGGCUGAGGAGACUGGCUGGAAGAUGAUCCACGGCGAUGUCUUCCGUCCCCCCAGUCGUCCAAUGCUUCUCUCUGUCAUGAUUGGCAGUGGUGUCCAGCUCUUCUCCAUGGCUGGCGUCACCAUGUUGUUCGCCUUCCUUGGUUUCCUUUCACCAGCCAACAUUGGAAGUCUUGCAACUGCUCUCGUUGUACUCUUUAUUAUCAUGGCUAUGUUUGCUGGAUACUUCUCGACAAGGAACUACAUGAUCUUCAAGGGUCAGAACUGGAAGAGGAACACUAUCUACACUGCAUUCGGUUUCCCAGGAAUAAUCUUUACAAUUUUCUUUAUCAUCAAUAUGUUCCUUAGAGGCGCUGGAUCAUCUGCUGCCGUGCCCUUCCCAACAUUCCUCUCAUUGAUCGCUAUGUGGUUCGGUAUCUCUGUGCCAUUGGUGUUCUGCGGAAGCUACUACGCCUCCAAGAAGCCAGUGCCCCAAGACCCGGUGCGCACCAACCAAAUCCCCCGCCAGAUACCCGAUCAGAUCUGGUACAUGAAGCCAACGCUCUCCAUCCUGAUGGGUGGCAUCCUACCAUUUGGCGCCGUCUUUAUCGAGCUCUACUUCAUCCUCUCAGCACUCUGGGACAACCAGUUCUACUACAUCUUUGGAUUCCUCUUUAUCGUUUUAGUCAUCCUCAUUGUCACCUCUGCCGAGAUCACCAUUGUCAUGUGCUACUUCCAACUUUGUGCAGAGGACUACCAUUGGUGGUGGAGAUCAUUCUUGACAUCGGGAGCAUCGGCAUUCUUUAUGUUCCUGUACACUAUUUUCUUCUUUAGACGUCUGCAGAUCACCAAGUUUGUUUCCGUCCUCCUUUACUUUGGAUACUCAUUGAUCAUGUCACUGUCCUUCUUUGUGGUGACUGGUGCCAUUGGAUACUAUUCAUGCUACUUCUUUGUGCGCAAGAUUUACAGUUCCAUCCAUAUCAACUAA